Glarea lozoyensis ATCC 20868 is the source of this 843-nucleotide messenger RNA. RefSeq lists its product as uncharacterized. Gene Ontology annotation, cellular component: kinetochore. The record is from RefSeq and is a predicted model, not a curated record. The transcript has 2 exons. NCBI's taxonomy places the organism in Eukaryota, Fungi, Ascomycota, Leotiomycetes, Helotiales, Helotiaceae. The coding region runs from base 1 to 843 and encodes 280 amino acids. Gene Ontology annotation, biological process: protein localization to kinetochore; attachment of mitotic spindle microtubules to kinetochore; kinetochore assembly.
AUGGCUAAAACCCACCAGCAAAUUCUAGAGGAGAUUAAUGAAAUACAAGCUGGCCAUGAGCUCUCUAUUAUCAAAUUAGGAGAACCUCUCGCGGCGCCGAUCAAAAAUCAGACAGGAAUUCGACGGUCAGAUGUAUCAACAGAUGGAUUUGACAAUCCAACUCCAGCCAGUCUUGAGGCAGACUUAGAGCACUACAAGGAAUUGUUCUCAAAACUUAGAUUUUCUUACUUGGAACAAGUCACGAAAGAGAAGUUUAUCCGUGCGAUUGUUGGCGACCCGCCACUUGUUGUUGAACACCAAGAAAAUGUUGAAUUGGAGCGAUCACUCGCCGUCUCAAAAGCGUCACUGAAGGCCCAAAAGACUGAAGUCGCUGAACUGGUGGAACAGCUAGAAGAAAAGGGCCGUCAAUUAUGUCGAAAAUAUGAAAAUGUUCAGUUGCAAAUCACACAAUUGCAAGAUCUUCCUCAGCGAAUAGACGAGUUGCAAUCUAGUGUGGAGAAAUUGAAAGCCUCGCAAGCUCCGGGCUCACAUCCUACUCUAAAUAUGCCGCUCGAUAAGACCUUAGCAUUAGUAGAGGAAAGGCAGAGAGAGAAAUCAGAUCUGGACAGACAGCUGGAACAGCUACAGCUACUACUUCCCCGGAAAACCAGGGAAUUGGAGAGGCUGAAUGCAGAAUUGCAGCCGCUGGAGGUUAAGAGGUUGGGAAGCACAGGUGCAGCGAAAGAGGCGAAGAGGAGGAAAGAAGAGGCUUUGGGCGGAGUUGGGGACGACCUUGAAGAGCGAGGCAGAUGGUGGAGAGGCGUGGAGGGCGGGUUGAAGGGAAUGUUGGAAAUGCAAAAUUGA